Eleginops maclovinus (Patagonian blennie) is the source of this 3160-nucleotide messenger RNA. It is a transcript of the gene rftn2, whose product is annotated as raftlin family member 2. The transcript is spliced from 9 exons. Bases 312 to 1652 code for a protein of 446 amino acids. The record is from RefSeq and is a predicted model, not a curated record. NCBI's taxonomy places the organism in Eukaryota, Metazoa, Chordata, Actinopteri, Perciformes, Eleginopidae.
UUGUGGAGGAAACUUUUCUUCCAGACAGAGAGAGAGAGCGACUCCUCCUCUCCACGCGUCCGACCUGAGUCCACAUCACCCGGGCACUUUCCCCACAAACAACCGCCUUCUUUCUUCCGGUUACCGGCAGUCUUCUGCAGCUACAGUGUUUUUUAUUUAUUUAGUAUUUAUCUGUGAGCACUCAGAGGGAUUACCCGCGGAGGAUGUGAUGGAGCGGUCCCGGUGAAGUUGAAGGCUGAAGGGAAGAAAAAAAAAACCCUCCGGUUCUCCCACCCCGCUCAUCCUGCUGCUGCUCCCCCGCCUCAGAGGCCAUGGGCUGCGGCUUGAGGAAGCUGGAAGACCCGGAGGACAGCAGCCCCGGGAAGAUCUACUCCACCCUGAAGAGACCUCAAGUGGAGACAAAAACUGAGACUGUGUACGAGUACGUGCUGCUGGACUUCAGCCUGGAAGGUAGCCGCCCCACGGUGCAGUAUGUGUCCUCCCUCUCCGAGCUGCCCCAGGCUCUGCAGCCGUACUACACUCAGGGCUACGUCCUCACCGCCCUGCAUCCCAUCAUCCUGUCUGUGGGCCGGAGUCGAUCGCUGCCCUUCAGCCUGCUGUACCGCGCCAUCAUGGCCCGACCCAGAUCCAGUAAGCAGAUGGCGUCCAUGUGUUACAGCGUGCCGAUGCUGAAGGUGGAGGAGUGGCCGCUACCUGGAGAUUCACUGACGGGCGACACGGUCCGAGCGCUCAUCGACAGGGUGAACAGCAGCGCUCGUGGGGGCGUUCGAUUCGUCGGCUCGGUCCUCCAGCAGGUGAGCGGGAUCACUAACGGUCGAGUUCACAGUCCGAAGAGGGGCUGCCGCUCCCCCCCACGCUCCCCUCCCCGAACUCCACCCGGAGACGCAGAGCUGGAGGAGCACACCUACAGUCCUGGUGAGGCUCUCCCUGCAAACCUGAGGCUGCUGGUGUUCUUCCACUGCUGGGCUCCGGGCUGCGCUCCUCUCGACUCACUGGCCUGUCAGUACCACCAGGGGGCGCUCUCUAUGCGCGUCUCCAGGAAGGGUCAGGUGGUCAGCUCCCUGGAAGCUGAUUGGCUGGAGCUCACCGCCGCUUACUACCGCAAAGGCUGGUCGCUGGUGGACUCCUUCGUGUACUGGGACACGCCCAAAGGCGAGCCGGUGCCCAGAUCUCUGGAGGGUUUGUUUGUGUACGAAGAAAGGAGCACCUCUCCUCCCGCCAACGACACCAUCGUCGUGGAGCAGUGGACCGUCAUCGAGGGCUCUAAUGUGAAGACAGACUACGGACCCCUGCUUCACACUCUGGCUGAGUUUGGUUGGCUGCUCACCUGUGUGCUGCCCACCCCCAUCAUCCGUCACGACAGUGAUGGGAAUCUGGCCACGAAGCAGGUUGUGUUCCUGCAGCGUCCGGUCAGAGGUCAGGCAGCGGGGCAACAGAGGAUCCCGACUCUCUCGGUGCACAGCGAGGUUUCGAACCGCUCCGUGAGUCGAUCGGUCAGCAGCCCUCUCCCCCCUCCUGAGGACCCGUCUCCCACCGCUGGGGGCAUCGGGGGCUUCCCUGUGUUCGGUGGGGGAUAUCCCAGCGCCCUGUCCCACCUGGAAGAGGGGGGCUUUGAGCAGGAGGAGGGGACGGCCGAGGUCACCUGCAUGUGAGGCUGAGGACUGUGGGAUUACUGAAGGAAAAUCCACAGACGUUUUUUAUUUUAAGAGACUUUAACGGAGAGGAACUCUGCACUUUCAUAAAUGUUUUCAUGAAGCCAUAAUGAGAAUGAUUCAGAUUUAUGUCCAGACUAUAAGAUAUGUUAAGGGGAGAAACACCUCCAUGGGAGACACUUUAUGCAUUCUUAAAUCUUUGUUUUUUUAAAGGAGAUUUCCAACCUCUGAUGAGUUCAAGAGCACAUGGGAUUUUCACAAUAAAGCACAGAUUUCUGCACAUUUUUGGAAACACUGGUGGUGAAAUGAGGGAAAAAUGGCUCCACUUCUUUAUGUUUUUUUAACCAACUCACAUCAUCUUAAAAGUUGAAUGAAUUCACAUUAAACACAUUUACUUUUUACACCUUCACAUUAGCUUCUGGUUUUUCAAAAUAAAAGCUCCUCUCCUUAUAAAAGGAUGGAUGGUGUGAAGGUUAACAGGUCACUUUUAUCCUGUGUACUUUGGUACUGACAGUAAUACUUUUGAACACAGUAUUUCUCUGAGGACACUUUGAAGUACUUUGGUGCUAUGAGGAACUUUUCAGAAACAUUUCAUAUCAGGGUUUUUAACAUCCCUCCUGAUUUCAUAAUCAUUCUGGAAAUGGUUGUCUCAUCAUGCAUGCAUUUUAAAGUAUUAUUUAGUAUCUCAUGCUCGAUUUGCAUUGUUGUCUUUAGAUCAAAGUGCUGUUUUGCAGCUUUUAUGGUACUGGCAAUACUCCUGCUACCUUCUUAUAUUCAAACAAUGAAAACUGAAGUAUUUUUAAAGGAGAACUUCAUCCAUUUUAUGCAUUAUGAAGUCUGUUUGUAGUUCUAUUCAAAGCACUAUUACUAUGAGGAAGGGUGACGAUGGUGCAAAUACUCGUCUCAGAAUAAACCCCCUAUUGUUUCCGUUGCAUUGUGGGUAAUGUAGGCAACAGGUCAAGACGAGUGUGGAGGAACCAUUUCAUGGAUUUUAUACUUUUUUUAUGAAACAGUAGGUUAACAGUGUUAUGGAGGGAAAAGUGGAUUCCUUUUAGAGCUAAAAGGGAUUUUUUUAAGAGGACAAUAUAAUUGUAUAUAUAUUUAGCUGUGAAGUGUUUCAGAUAAUUGUGAUGCAUGUUAUUUUGCUUUUUCGGGGAUAAGAAAGAAGAUUAAAUGCAACUAAACUCUAGUUGAGGUAUAUCAGUGAUGUACAUACCGCUCAUCUAUACAUGUUUAAAUGUAUUAAGCUCCUCCAAUUACCUGUCAGCAUUUACUAAAUGUCAGUAUUAACUUUCCAGCCUUUCCUUUUGAGUUGUACAUUUUGGUUCCAGUUUCUAAUUGUAUUCAACAUUUAUUUCCCAUGGUUUGAAAGUUGUUGCAUUAAUAGCAUCUCAUACAUUGUUCAUUAUGACUUAUUCCUGUCCUAAUUAGAUAAGUGUUAUGUCUCACAGGACAGCUCAAAGCUUUCACCCUAAAAAUGUAAAUAAAUCCUUCAACGGAAUCUUCAA